Messenger RNA from Xylona heveae TC161, 3675 nucleotides. Its product is annotated as RdRP-domain-containing protein. Lineage: Eukaryota; Fungi; Ascomycota; Xylonomycetes; Xylonales; Xylonaceae. The coding region runs from base 1 to 3675 and encodes 1224 amino acids. Gene Ontology annotation, biological process: siRNA processing. The transcript has 4 exons. Gene Ontology annotation, molecular function: RNA-directed RNA polymerase activity; RNA binding. The record is from RefSeq and is a predicted model, not a curated record. Gene Ontology annotation, cellular component: nuclear RNA-directed RNA polymerase complex.
AUGGAUAUCUUCGUCCGGAAUAUUCCUGUCCAAGCUACCGAGAAGAGCUUGCAGACGUUUUUCAGACCAAUUCUCGGACAAUUUGGGAUAGAGAAUUUCGCCUGCCACAGAUUCAGGGGACGGGGCUUUGCAGUCAUUACUGUGCUGGAGGUGGAAUGCGCAAAGGCAUUUCUUAUCGGACUCAACCUCCCAGUAGCGCAGUCUCGCCCGUUAAAAUUUAUGGGAAGGAGGAUCUGGUGCGAAUCUAGUCGAAGACCGCUGAAUGACUUUCUCGUCAAGGUGUUGCAAAAGGAGAAACGGGACAAACAGCGCCGUCAGAUGCGGAUGAAUGCGACAAUCUACGAUGAUGAAUACUACCAAGAAGAACCAGAGUGUAACCAGCCAUCCGAGGCAAAGGACGUGUUUCCCAUCUUUGGGGUGCAUUGCGGGCUAUGGGAUUAUGAUAGAGAUGAAUUGGUCUUCGUCUCUCAUCUCAAGUCUCUAAAAGCAGGAACGCUCCGAUUCGGCCAGCGAAAGGCGACCGUGAUUUUGCAGAUGAAUGGUUUGGAAGGGAGUCAUUUCAUUGAGAUGCCUUACGAUUCUAUACAGUGCAUCACUCCCGGUGGUGGGGCCGUACCGUCCGUCACCUUCUCCUUAGACAGAUGUCCUCGGAUGUAUACAAAGACAUUGGCUGAUGCGAAAUCGAGCUCUUUGCCUUCAUCUAGCGUCAAAUUUGACAGAGUCUCUGGCAUCAAUGACGCACAUUUAGAAAUAACUGGCAACUGCCUUGUCUACCGAUUCCUUCUUCUCGCUGAUUUAGAACUUAUCAUGGAGCUUAAGAACCGACAGUAUAUGCCCACCAUACUGGCUUGGACAACACGGAUAAUCCAACCAUGCGCCGCUCUAGCUCAAGGCUUUCUAGACCUAGAGAAAGCAACUCAAACACAGAUUUCUGAUUGCCAUUUUGAGCUAAAGUUUCAGCUCCAGAAAUUGACGUUAAACAACCAUAUCUCUCCUUGGUCAGUGUUGGAAUUGUUACCUGUAAUCUUGGAAAUUGCGAAGCGGUCAGGAGACGAUACGGCCGCAGCAGCUGUAAAACUGCUAUCUCGACAAAUUCCCUUUGCAGGACCGGCGACCGAAGCCAGAGAACUUUGCAAUUCCGAGUUGCUCAAACGACUCAUUGAAAAUGAGAAGGUUAUAAAUUACUUUGUUCAACAUGCAGAUGAACCUGAAAUUAAAUAUGACCACAUUACUCGCGUGUACCAAGCCACUGUCACGCCAGCUGGUAUUUAUUUGCAUGGCCCGCAAUUCGAAGGGAAAAAUAGGGUACUACGAUGCUACCCGGAGUUCACAUCACACUUUCUUCGGGUUUCAUUUGUGGAAGAAGAUGGACGACCACUCAGAUUUGACCAAACAAAUCACUCGAUCCUCUAUUCGCGUUUCAGUUCUAUCCUGAAUGACUCUGGGAUAAAGGUCGCUGGCCGCGUAUACAAAUUUCUUGGCUUCUCCAACUCCUCUUUGCGUCAGCAGACGUGCUGGUUCAUGGCACCAUUCGUCCAAAACGGAGAGUUACUCUGCGCAGAAUCUGUCAUUGCUCGACUAGGAGACUUUUCCUUGAUUAGAUGCCCCGCUAAGUGCGCCGCUCGUAUUGGUCAAGCUUUCUCGGAGACUCCAUUAGCAAUACCGUUGAAAGAGGGAGCCGUUAAAGUAAUUGAUGAUGUUAAAGGGGAUGAAGGUCGUCUAUUCAGCGAUGGGGUUGGCACGGUUUCGAGGGAAGUUCUGGAAAAGAUCUGGGAAAAGAGUCAGAUCAAGACGAAAACUAAACCUACGGUUUAUCAGAUCAGAUACGCCGGCGCAAAAGGCAUGAUAUCCUAUGAUCCCGGACUUAUGGGCGAACAGCUAUGCCUCCGGCCGUCAAUGAUUAAGUUCCAAGGCAGGAACUCAAAAUUUCUUGAAAUAUGCGCCGCUGGAGACAAACCAUUCCCGAUGUUUCUGAAUCGGCAGCUAAUCAAACUUUUGGAAGAUCUUGGAGUUCCGCCUUCAGCCUUUUUAGAACUGCAGCAGGCAGCAGUUGAAGACUUGAGGAAAAUCACUUUGUCAGCUCAAAACGCAGCCAGCUAUCUGGAGCUUAGUUGUCUGGGCACCACCGCUCAGAUACCAUGGCUCUUGCGGACUUUGGAUUCUCUGAACUUAUCCUUUCAAUCGGAUGGAUUUCUAUGCGACCUUGUCGAAAUUACUGUUCUCAUUGCUCUUCGAGAAUUAAAACAUCGGUCUCGCAUUCCGGUCGCACAAGGAUUUACUCUCUUUGGAGUAAUGGAUGAGACUGGCUAUUUAGGCCAGCACGAAGUCUACUGCACUACAGACACGGAACAAAAGGGGCGUGUUGUUCUGACCCAACGUGUUGCGAUCACUCGCUCUCCAGCUCUUCACCCGGGAGAUAUUCAGAUGGUACAAGCCAUCGAUGUUCCCGAAGAUUCGCCCUUACGAGCCCUACAUAAUUGUGUUGUUUUCAGCCAAAAAGGCAGCAGGGACCUCCCCAGUCAACUCAGUGGAGGAGACCUUGACGGAGAUCUUUAUAAUAUUAUUUUUGACGAGAGUCUGUUUCCGAAAGAGGUGUACUUUCCUGCUCAAUAUCCACGCGUCGAACCUCAGGAUAUAGGCCGGCCGGUGGAAAGCAGUGACAUGGCAGAUUUCUUUCUGCAGUUCAUGGAAAUGGAUAAACUAGGAAGGAUAGCCACAUUACAUCAAGUAUUGGCGGAUAAACGUCCUCUCGGAAUACUCGAUUACGACUGCCUACGCCUGGCCAAAUUACAUUCGACAGCCGUGGACUUCUCCAAGACUGGAAUUCCGGCUGAUUUGCGGGAUCUCCCCCGUGACUUUGGUCAUUUUCGUCCAGAUUUCAUGGCCAAUGGCCCACGUGCAACUAUCCAGAAGGGAUUAAGAUUAGAAGACCUUGAAGAAGACACAGAGCCCUCGUUUGGUCCCGAUAAAGACUUCGAGCCGUACAGAUACUACGAAAGCGAUAAGGUUCUCGGACAACUUUAUCGAGCAAUCGAUGAACAACGAUUCUUCUCCGGAUUACAACGCCAAGCCCGACUGCUCAAAUUGCACCCUCGAACCCUUUCCCGUCAUAGCUUGCUGGGAAACGUGUGGGAGCACAUCAACAGGGAGACGCAGCAGGUGAAGUGGAGGCAGUAUAUCGACUGGGCUAGGGGUAUUCGAGAGCUGUAUGAAGACAACCUCAUCGAAAGCAUGCACCGCUACGCCAUGCAUCCCGCACACCCGCUCGACGAGCUCGAAGCUUUUCUUGGCAGCAUCCUCGGCAAAUAUGGUGCUCAGUCUAAGCAUCAGCGCGAGAAAUCUGUAGGAUUGAGAGCAAAAGUCGAGCGCGAUAUAUCAUUUAUCGUUGACCAUAUUGUGAGCAACGACGAAGAACCAGCUAAACAAGAGACAGCUCCAAUGAUGGAAGAGUUGAACAACGAUCAUGGGCCACCUGCACCUGGACAAGAGACUGCAUUGGCAAAAUCAAUCGCCUGCUUGUUUCUUGAGGUUGAGAAUGGUGCGCAGCGCCGCACCCGUAGCUAUGGAUGGGUCGUGGCUGGGGUUUGCCUAAAGGAGUUGGAGAAAUGGAAGGAAUGCCUUAGUCACUCCCAAUUCACGGCUGCAAAUAAAACUGCAGACUCUGCCAGUGGCUAA